CUCCCAGCUGAUAAAAACUAUUGCAAGCUGUCACACCUGAUUCUCUCUCUCCAGCCCUGCAGGUAGAGGAAAAUCUUUAACAAGAUUGGGAAGAAAAGAGGAGACAAUUUCUCUUUACUAUUCUAUGGGAAAACAAGCUGUUGGAUUAUUGUCUGGAAACUGUGCAAAGUGCCAAGAUGAGCAGUGAGAGCCUGGAGAACCCUGGUCCCUCCCCAUUGACUGAAGGCCUGAAGAGAAAGAGGGGAAGACCAAAGAAACAGCCACAGGAUGAUGCUGUGGGCUCACUGCCAGAGAAAAAGCCACGAGGAAGGCCAAAAGGAAGCAAGAAAAUGAGCACUGUAACUGGACAAAUGGUAGAACCUCCUGCUGGGAAGAGGCCCCGAGGAAGGCCCCGCAAGUGGCCUCAGCUGGUGACACAAGGAGCAUCUCAGGAAGGCGGCCCUCAGGGAAGCGGUGACAUGGACGCAAACUCAGCGUCUGCCAUGCAAGGCAUCACUGGAAAAGACGGUUUCAAGCCCAGCAAAGCUGCUGCUGUUCGGAGGUCUCUGAGCAGCAUCGCCGCCGCAGCUCAGUAGUGUGCUGCCUGCUCACGUCCUGCUGGAGCCAGAGGACAGGAAAGCAAGCAGCAUUCUUACUGUCAUAUUUCAAAUUGUUCUCUGCGAUGAUUUUGGCUGCGCUUUUCCCUCUGUUGUCUGCUGGCUUACCCCAAACAUCCAAGCAGACUUAAGGGACAAAACAACAAAUGAUAUCUCAGGGAGAUGCCUUCCUCAGUUUGUAGUACGUUUUUUGAGGAUACUGAACUUUUUUAACAGUGCUACAGUGACACAGUGCCUUGAGCUGCCACAGGUAGUGAUAGUUCAAUAGGGUGAUGGUGUUGUCUCAGUUAUAUACACAUACAGGAGAGGAAAACAAUCUGCAUAGCUGGCCAUUGGACUCACAUCAUACCACCUCUGGUACAUGAUGGUGUAGUCCAGGAAUUAAAUUUUGUUGAUUUGCUCAUAGGGACUGCGUCUGAAAGAUAGAGUUCUCCCCUCACUAUACCACAAAGGAGAAAACAACCAAAAACCAACUUGACGGCAUUUCCAGCUUACCUACAGUUGUUGCUCUAGUGGUCAGCAACUUGGAUGCUUUAGAGGAAAGCUCACACCCCAACACACACCUCAGGGAUUGACUCUGAAAUAUUUCUCCUGGUGCUAGCAGCUCAGGGCCAUCUUCCAUACCUCGCUGCUGCCUCAUGGCACAGCCCCUGGAUUUAUACCAAUUUUCAUGAACAUGUUUACAAAGCUUAGUUACAGCCACUGGAUUUCAUCACUUCCAAGGAGUGUCUGUAGAGAACCAAAGUGACUCAAUGGCUGCUGUUUUGCAGAGCUUCAGGUUACAACUAAAAUUACCGUUGCACCUGCGUGCAUAAUGUGCUCUGUGGGGUCCUCUAGUGUUGCAGCUGUGCAAACAAAAGCUGGCUGCUACCUCUCAGCCAGCAGCACUCACGUCAGCUCAUGCUUCUAGUGUCGAAGAGCAUCUUGCUAUGUUCUGAGGAAUGGGGAUAUUUCCCUUAUCCCCUUGCAAACAGCAAAAUCCUGACGGUAUUUUCUAUCUGGUGGAUUCUCUGCCUGCCUAUUAGAGGAAUAAAUUGGGUAUUUCAAUUAUCUUUGACAGGAUGUAAAAUUGGCUAGCUCUACAGUGUUAAAUAUUUAAACAGAACAUAAUUGGCUUUAAAUUUAUGGCGGCUCAUAGCAGAAACUCAUGAAAUGGCGGUAUGUAUUGAGCUCAUUUAUUAUCCUUUCAUUGUGUCUGUUUCCUUAGCAGGAAUGUAUUUAAUACAAGAAAAUACCUGCAGGCAUAGGAGUUAAGAGGAAGGGCUGACUGGGGAGAGAGAAUAGAAAAAAACACACUUUUUUUCCCUCUCGGUCACUUUGUCCAAUCUGCCCCGUUCAGCAUCAACCAGGGGCCUGACCCGGUGACUGUGCUCUCAGGUUUGCCCUAACAGUAGUUUCUUGUGUAUGCAGUUUGGUGGUUUGGGCAGAAAACCCCAUCAGAGAACUCUUUGUGCCUCCCCUGCUCCACAGCAGGGAAAUCAGGGAUCAGGUGCAUCACAGGGGGUGACCUGAGCCCGCAGGAUGAGGCAGACUGCCUCCUGCUGCCUGCUCACAUCAGCUGGGACAACAUGUGUGAGUCUGUCCCUGCUGACUGCUCCUCUGAGUUCAGGGCAGGAAACUGAUCUUCAGUGGACAUGAAUUCAUCUGCCGUUCAUGUCUGCAUUCAAAGGGCACUCCAGUGAUCAAGAUAUCUUACCAACUUCUUUGCCUGAUUGGUAAUUGAGACAGAUUUAGUAUUUUUCUUUCAAGAAUGUACUGUGUACUUCAUUGAGCCCUAUUACCUGAGAGCAGUAACUGCAACCACGAGGGACUGAAAUCUCAGCUUCUCUAAAUGGAUUUGGUUUGGCAUCUGUAUGACUCGAGCUUUUCCUAUGAAAACCAGGCAAACUUUCCAUAGCUGGUGACGUGGUGCAGGGGUGGAAUCUGCCUCAGCCAGAUAGUAAAUGCUCUGGGAUCAGAUCAGUAGCAUUGCGUUGGGAAUAUAAGUACUCCUUCUCUUGGAAGCAAAACAUACAGCAUUUGCUACCUCUCAGCUGGGAAACCAUGGGAGAAAACAGGAGCCUCUGAAAAUGUAACUGCUUUAGAGCAAGCAGAAUUCCAUGCUCAUUUGGGCUACUCUGCACAUAGUCAAAAUCCCAAUCCAUAACUUCAGCUUCCACUUUUAUGCAGAGACUUGGAAUGAAAGCCUACAAAAGGCAGGCGGAAUUCCAGUCUUCUUCAGAGAAAUAGGGUCUCACCCUGGAUUUUCUUAUUUGAAAUAACCAACACUUUCUUUUUGCCAUAGCUAGUCACAUGGUCAGUGCAGCCAAAUCCAGCCAAAUCCUACCUCUAAGUAAAUGCCUUUCCAGUGUUUCUAAGCUUGGACAGUUUGGGUCUGAAUCGUAAACAGGUCACUGCAGUUGGAUUAGAACAGAGCAGAUGAGAGAUCUGUUAUCCAGCAAAGCUUUAAGACUCUCAUAAAUGGUUCCAGUUUGGACGUAGGCAUAAAAAGAGUUGGCAAUUUGCAAAUGAACCUUGGAGUUUAUUUUUA
This is a messenger RNA of Lagopus leucura (white-tailed ptarmigan), 3126 nucleotides long. Its product is annotated as high mobility group protein HMGI-C-like. The coding region runs from base 177 to 575 and encodes 132 amino acids. Lineage: Eukaryota; Metazoa; Chordata; Aves; Galliformes; Phasianidae. Gene Ontology annotation, cellular component: nucleus; chromatin. Gene Ontology annotation, biological process: regulation of DNA-templated transcription. Gene Ontology annotation, molecular function: transcription coregulator activity; DNA binding. The record is from RefSeq and is a predicted model, not a curated record. The transcript has 5 exons.